Messenger RNA from Triticum turgidum subsp. durum (durum wheat), 1371 nucleotides. The record is from the annotation of a GenBank genome assembly. NCBI's taxonomy places the organism in Eukaryota, Viridiplantae, Streptophyta, Magnoliopsida, Poales, Poaceae.
AUGGCCGGUGUGGCUGCGCACGCGCAGCUGCUGCCCGUGCCCGACGACAUCCUCGCGUGCGUCCUCGGCCGUCUCGAGCCACGCAGCCUCGCCGCGUCCCGCUGCGUCUGCAAAGGCUGGCGCGACGUCAUCGACGGCCGCCGCCUGCUGCGGACGACGGACCUCCUCCCGCUCUCGCUCUACGGGAUCUUCUUCAUGGAGAUAGAUGUCCUCUGCGCGGACCCCCCAAAGCUCUUCGCAGACCCGCUGACGAGCCCUAGAAUCGACGCAAACCUUGACUACGUGGAGGAGGAUGAUUUACGCAUUACGAAUCACUGCAACGGGCUUCUCCUGUUGUCGGGCCACGACCACCUGGUGCUCAACCCGGCCACACGGCAAUGGGUGCGCCUGCCUCCGCCCCCGCCGCGGUGCACCGAGAGUGGGAUGGAGGGCUUCUACGACGACGUCUGCCUUGCCUUUGACCCCACCGUGUCCCCCGACUAUGAGGUAUAUAUGGUUCCUAGCGUCCCCUGCAAUCUUGAUCCCACGGCGACAAUAUUUACGGAGGAAUCAGAGUGGCCGCCCUCGUCAUGUGCAAUACGAGUUUUCUCUUCAAGGACAUGGAGAUGGGAGGAGAGGUCGUUCCUCCGCAGAGGAGAGGCUGCAGGCACCAUCGCCGACAUGCAGCAAUAUACAAUGUUCCAACGCUGUUACACCGUCUACUGGAAAGGAGCGCUUUAUGUGCACUGUCAAAAUGACUCCAUCAUGCGCAUAACCUUAUCGGAUGGUGCGUAUCAAGUGAUUAAAUCGCCAACGGGCGGCAAAAUGGAUGGUUCUACACAUCUUUAUCUUGGAAAAUCAAGCAAUGGGGUGUACUGUGCUUUGAUUUAUCAUAAUGUUCAGCACCAGUUUCAGGUUUGGUUUCUAGAUGAAUCUUGUGGUAGAAUGGAGUGGGAGUUGAAGAAUGAUAUCAACUUUGCGCCGGUGAUGGCAAAAUUUUCUUUGGUCGAGUAUAAGGAUGGACUUCCCAACAAAAAUAAGUACAAGGAUCGAAACCUAAGACCUUGGAUCUUUCUGAGAGGUAAUUGUCUUGAUGAAGAUGUUAAGGAAGGACUAAUGGAAGAUAAUGUUGAAUGGGACUACAGCAAGGGUUUUAUCCUUGAGACUCGAGAUAUUAAGGUUAAUUGUGACCCAAUGCAUUUUAGAGAGGUCUAUUUCCUUGGAUUUCAUCCAUAUAAGGAGAUUGUCUUCUUGUGGAUGUCACGAGACACAGCAGUUGCUUAUGAUUUUAGUAGCUCUAAAUUACAAUACUUGGGCAAGUUACCCGCGCAUUGGAUCGGAUAUUCUUUUCCGUACACACCAUGUUGGAUAGGAGAGUUAUCUGAAAAAUAA